UUUUCUCAUUCCUUUCCUUUUGGAUCAUCGCGUUCGUUACAGCGACUAUCUUAUUCACUCAUUCUAAGAUGGCAUCGCAGAGACUUCUCGCUGCAUUCGCGGCCCUCUCCAUCCUCAUUGGAUCUGAGGCUAGCCCCUGCAAGCCGAUUUCUUCCACCACUGAGAUCCAGGCUACAUCAACCUUCUCUUCUGAGACUGAGACUGCCACUACUAGCGACGCCACUUUCACCUCUGAGCUGACCUCAACUGAGUCGAGCUACGCCACGGACAUCACCAUCACUGAGAGCGAGACAGCGACAUCCAGUGAAGCUGAGUCCACCUCAACCGUGGUUGUUUCCACUACCGAGACUUCUGCUUUCACUUCUACUACGGAAGCUGCCUCUACUACCUCGGCUGCACCUGUUGAGACACCUACUAUCAUCAUCAACGGUGACUUUGAAACCGGUAGCAUUGCUCCAUGGGUCAACUUCGGCAUCGGCGCCUUUGCCGACAUCGACCUUUCAUCAGUCCAUUCAGGCUCUUAUUCUCUCAAGAUGGGCUCCCAGGCUAGCGAAUGGUCAAAUGUCUUCCAAGUUCUCCGCAAAUCAACCCUCGUCGCAAACCAGCCUUACAGUCUUACUCUAUACGCCAAGGUCAGCUCUGGCACUUCUUGCAGUGCUUUCGAGGCGUUCAUCGACAACAACGACCUCAACGAUGCCUUUGGAUCGAGGAUUAGUGUUACUGGUGCCCAGAUAGCCAGUGACUUUACUGGUCUUUCGGGCGAGUUUUCUCUGACACAGACUGCUUUGGACAGUAACAAUCCUAUUCGGGUCAUCAUCAGGGCGAAGUGCAGCAAUGGCUUCGUGGCCUGGGUGGAUGACGUUCAUUUGGGUAUCUCAGACUAAUUUUACUCAUCUCCGGGAAACAGUGAAGGUAAUGGCAGUAGCCAAGACUUAAGGACCAUUUUUAGAUAUAUUUUCAUUAUAGCAGGCAACCUGAUUCACAACCAGGGCUUCGCUACACAUAACUGCCUAUCCCGCAUCCUUUUAUGGUUGUAAAAUAAUUAGACUUUCCAUUCUUAACAUAUCAUUUAGUCUCACCACUCAAGUAUCUAAGUUACAACGACGAUAUACAUGGUCCGCUCUCAGU
Messenger RNA from Fusarium verticillioides 7600, 1128 nucleotides. RefSeq lists its product as hypothetical. NCBI's taxonomy places the organism in Eukaryota, Fungi, Ascomycota, Sordariomycetes, Hypocreales, Nectriaceae. Bases 69 to 884 code for a protein of 271 amino acids. The record is from RefSeq and is a predicted model, not a curated record. Gene Ontology annotation, molecular function: hydrolase activity, acting on glycosyl bonds. The transcript has a single exon.